Doryrhamphus excisus (bluestripe pipefish) is the source of this 1394-nucleotide messenger RNA. It is a transcript of the gene foxq1b, whose product is annotated as forkhead box Q1b. The record is from RefSeq and is a predicted model, not a curated record. NCBI's taxonomy places the organism in Eukaryota, Metazoa, Chordata, Actinopteri, Syngnathiformes, Syngnathidae. Gene Ontology annotation, molecular function: RNA polymerase II cis-regulatory region sequence-specific DNA binding; DNA-binding transcription factor activity, RNA polymerase II-specific. Gene Ontology annotation, biological process: regulation of transcription by RNA polymerase II; cell differentiation; anatomical structure morphogenesis.
UGUGCUGCUCAGACAGAGGCGCUCCAGGCAAGUCUUUCCACAGACAGUCUGGUGUCAGGGCUCGUCCACCUGUUCUGCUCACACAUCAAGAGCUUCUGUGUGGAGAAGAAAAUGAAACUUGAAGUCUUCUCUGCACAUCACUUUGCUCAGAAGCCACUGGAGUUGUGCGUGGACACAAACGCGGGAAUCCCGUCUCCUCUAUCCGGAGACGAACUGGGGUCAGACGGAGACUGCGUGGCCAACAGCCCGCCACCUGCUGCGAAUCAGGGCGGCGACCUGAGCAAAGGGAAACCUUACACCCGCAGACCAAAGCCUCCGUACUCCUACAUCGCCCUCAUCGCAAUGGCUAUCCGGGAGUCCAGCAAAGGCCGUCUCACCCUGGCAGAGAUCAAUGACUACCUAAUGAAGAAGUUUCCCUUUUUCCGCGGCACCUACACGGGCUGGAGGAACUCCGUGCGACACAACCUGUCACUCAACGACUGCUUCCUCAAAGUGUUGCGGGACCCGUCCAGACCUUGGGGCAAGGACAACUACUGGAUGCUGAACCCCCACAGUGAGUACACCUUCGCUGAUGGGGUGUUCCGCCGCAGGAGGAAGCGUAUCGCCAAGAGGUCCCCUAAGGAGGAGAACCAGGACAUCACCGGCAAAGACACGCAUCUUCCCGCCCAGGAGGAGAGGGUGGGGGCUAAGUUCUCCAGCUCCUUCGCUAUCGACAGCAUCCUCGGCAAACCCUUCAGACGGCGGGAAGACGACUACACGAAUCCACAAGCACGUGGACUGUUCUGGCCCGGAGGGGCUCACGUGCUGCCCUAUGCUAUGAACUAUCCGCUGCAUCACAGCUACCUGUCAGAGUCCGGCAGUGAUGACGUCACAAAUCUGCAUCACAAAGCACCCGCAGUGGCCAGACCCGAGGCCGCUUCCCACGCGCUUAAGACGCCCCCAAAGGCGAGCUGUUUCCAUAUAGACUACCUGCUGUCAUAAGACACACAGAGUGGCCAAAUGUUAACACAAAAUAAAUGCUUGCUUUUCAGGGCUUCACUUCCUGAAACUCUUUCACGUCAAAACUACUGCACUCAUCCCACAGUCGAAACAAAGAACGUGUUGUCAUUGUGCUGAUUAUUACGUUUAUCCCACCCAGGACAUUUCACUGACGUAAAGGUGUGUUACAAGUGUUCGUCGUUUCUGCUGUUGACGGUGACAAAGGGCCGUGUUGAAACAUAAAACAAUGUAUUUAUAUGUCCGUGGCUUGUAUAAAAUGCUGUAUAGGAUAUUGUAAGAUAAUGUAAACAAAUUCAUGGAAUGACUGAGCUACAUGGGAAUGACGUAGCUGCAUUAGAAAAGCCAGAGGUUUUUCCAAUGUUUGACUCACGCAUGCCUGGUAGCUUUCUGAAUAA